Molecule: messenger RNA, 1716 nt
Organism: Populus trichocarpa (black cottonwood)
Lineage: Eukaryota; Viridiplantae; Streptophyta; Magnoliopsida; Malpighiales; Salicaceae
Exons: 5
Coding region: 377-1492 (371 amino acids)
Source: RefSeq, a predicted model, not a curated record
CCAAACUAAUAUUUACCAAGAAUUAAACCUGUGACCUCCAAUGCGAAUGUGCUAAAGUCCCAUUGGUCCUAAAAAUAAUUUAAAUGAUGAUGAAAGGUAUACCUAAUAAUUUAUCACCGUCUCUCGCGUGAAUUGUUGUAGCAACCAAAAUCAGUCCAUGAAAUCUGCCGAUACACUCCAACAAACCCAGCCCAGCAGUGUCAAUAAUUUUGCAAACAUUCGCUCGGGAAUUUCCAGAGUGGAGAGGCUCAAUGAUCAAGGGCCAGCAGCAAAUCAUUCAAGUGCUGGUUAGAAGAUAGGAAAGAGUUUCAUAAAAAAAUAGAAGAAAACCCUGCCGGUAAAUACAGCUUAUACUUGUGGCUCCUCUUUGGCAACCAUGCUCCAUCCUGUUUAUGCACCAACUGCUACUCAUGUGAUGAUGGAAAGGAACGAAAGUGAUGAAAAGAUAACUGGAUUUAUAUUUUUGUGCAAUGGAGAAACAAAACCUGAGUGCUACCGCUAUCGUGUUUUUGGGCUGCCUCGGGGAAAUUUAGACAUAGUUGAGAAAAUCAAACCGGGUACAAAGCUCUUUCUAUUUGAUUUUGGCAUGAAGCGCCUUUACGGCAUCUACACUGCUAUUUCCAGGGGAGGGAUGAAUUUGGAACCAGCUGCAUUUAAUGGGAAAUUUCCAGCACAGGUGAGGUUUAAGAUCGUCAGUGACUGCUUACCUCUUGCUGAGAGUGCCUUGAAACAUGCCAUUAAAGACAACUAUCAGGGUUCUAAGUUCAGGCAAGAGUUGAGUACUGAACAAGUGAAAACUUUAGUAUCACUGUUCUGGCCAAUUGAUUUGCCGCCAUCUAUAUCUGUGGUGCCCAUUGUUGCAAAUGUGGCUCCAGCGCAUGCAUUUCCUUCUGCAAUUACGGUGGAGAGGGUUCUACCAUCUGCAAGGCCAUAUUCUCUUUAUUUGCCCGGGGCAACCCAUCCCCGCACCUUGCCUGGGGGAUGGGUUCAACCUACUAAGCACCUCCAUUAUGUUCAUCAAAAUACUCUUCCUCAGAGUAACCAGAAAUACUCAGCCGAAGCACCUCAGUCUACUUAUGAUCCUCAAAGGAGUUAUGAGGUUGCAAUGGAGACGGGUCCGAGGAACCAUGUUGCCAGGCAUGAAAAUCAGUAUCAUGUGCCCCAGUUACCAAGGGAGAGAGAUACUGUUUUGCUUUCAGACAAUGUAGCCAAUUAUUAUAGUCAAUACCUCCCUUCUGCAACAACCUCGCGUAUUUCAUCUCAGGAACAGGGUUUAGCACCAAGCUAUGCUUUGCCAGCAUCUUCCAGUACGCAACAGCCGUUGCAAUCAACUUAUCAAUCUCACUACACUCCAUUAAUUCACGAGAAUCAAGGUCUAGUAUACAAUGAUCAUCUUCAGUGGUCAAUGCUUGGAACGUCUGGUGCGGCUGAAGCCUAUGUACCAGUCUCUGCCCGGUAUUCCUUUGCUGGAGCAGCUUCAUCUUACCAGUAGUGCUUGGAAGGGGGGGAAGCUUUUAUCAAGCUGAUGUGUUGUUACUCGGGCUUGGUUUUAUGAUGGGUAUAUAUGGCAAAGUGUUCAAUCAUCUGAUAUGAUUGUUUUCCAAGAGUUUUUUUCUGGUAUUCUAAUGCUGUAGUUAAUCUUCUUUGCUUAAACGUUCUGCCACGUUAUGCUGGUUGCAAUGAAAAUGAAGUAAGAGGAUGUAGAUAUCCCAUGCA